This is a messenger RNA of Melanotaenia boesemani (Boeseman's rainbowfish), 965 nucleotides long. Its product is annotated as NAD(P)H dehydrogenase [quinone] 1-like. The record is from RefSeq and is a predicted model, not a curated record. The transcript is spliced from 6 exons. Bases 103 to 918 code for a protein of 271 amino acids. Lineage: Eukaryota; Metazoa; Chordata; Actinopteri; Atheriniformes; Melanotaeniidae. Gene Ontology annotation, molecular function: NAD(P)H dehydrogenase (quinone) activity. Gene Ontology annotation, cellular component: cytosol.
UUUCCAAGCUGUAUAAAAUCAGCAUACUGAGCUUUGCAAGAGAAUGAGCUCUUCUUUCUUUCAGCUAACCAGCUGUUUGUGGUGUUUCAGUUUGUCUUCAGCAUGGCUGCCAAGAAAGUGUUGAUUGUGUUUGCCCAUCAGAGCUCUGGAUCAUUUAGUGCUGCAGCCAAAAAUGCUGCUGUGGAGGUUUUGACAGCUCAGGGCUGCACAGUGGAAGUCUCUGACCUGUAUGCCAUGAAUUUUAAAGCCACUGCUACUGCUGAGGACAUCAAAGGUGACAUCAAGGAAGCUGAGAACUUCAGUUACUUGAAGGAGAGCAGACUGGCAUGGGAGGAAGGGAGGCUGUCAGAUGACAUCACUAAGGAGCAAACCAAGCUCACUGAAGCAGAGCUUGUUAUCUUUCAGUUCCCCAUGUACUGGUUCAGUGUUCCUGGAAUCCUGAAGGGCUGGUUUGAUCGGGUGCUCACAAGUGGAUUUGCAUUCUCUCUGGAGAAGCUGUACAGCCAGGGAGUCUUCAAGAACAAGAAGGCCAUGCUGUCCUUUACCACUGGGUCUCUUGAAUCCAUGUUCAGCCCAACUGGCGUCAAUGGGGACAUGAAUGUUACCUUGUGGCCACUGCAGAAUGGCAUCCUGCACUACUGUGGCUUCCAGGUUCUGGCUCCCCAGAUCUUCUGGGCUCCCUCUUGUGCUUCUCCUGAAGCUCGCCAGAGCAUGCUGGAGGGCUGGCGUGCGCGGCUGCAAGGCCUCCUGGAAGAGAAACCGCUGUCCUUCAUUCCCUUGGACAGCUUUGACGAGAAGGGCUUCCAGCUGAAGCCUGACGUUCGUGAGAAACAUGCCAGCAAGGAGUUUGGACUGACAGUGGGCAUCCACCUGGGCAAGCCACUGCCACCCCACAGCCAGAUGAAGGCUGGAUGCUGAAGAUGUGGUUUUGAUAUGGAUGAUGAAUAAAAGCUGGUUCAUUUUGA